AUGGGCAAGCGCAAGUCCUCCUCCAAACCCCAAGGGCCCAAGAAGCGGGAACCCCUUUCAACCACUUUCGCCUGUCUGUUUUGCAAUCAUGAGAAUUCGGUCAUCGUUAAGCUAGAUAAGAAACUUGGCCUCGGCGACCUGUCCUGCAAAGUUUGUGGCCAGAAGUUCCAAACUGGUAUCAAUUACCUCUCCGCCGCCGUUGAUGUCUAUUCGGACUGGGUAGACGCGUGUGACGCGGUUGCCAAGGACACCGCGAACCAAUAUGACGGGGCAGUCAGCUCGCAGGUAGCUACUCGCAAACAGGGCCCUCCAGCCGGCGUGGCACCAGGAGACGGCUUCGAGGAAGAGGACUAUUGA
Molecule: messenger RNA, 357 nt
Organism: Penicillium odoratum
Lineage: Eukaryota; Fungi; Ascomycota; Eurotiomycetes; Eurotiales; Aspergillaceae
Product: transcription elongation factor 1 family protein
Exons: 4
Coding region: 1-357 (118 amino acids)
Biological process (GO): transcription elongation by RNA polymerase II
Cellular component (GO): transcription elongation factor complex
Molecular function (GO): RNA polymerase II complex binding
Source: RefSeq, a predicted model, not a curated record